Centrocercus urophasianus (Greater sage-grouse) is the source of this 1320-nucleotide messenger RNA. RefSeq names its product forkhead box J1 (gene FOXJ1). The transcript is spliced from 2 exons. Gene Ontology annotation, biological process: regulation of DNA-templated transcription. The record is from RefSeq and is a predicted model, not a curated record. The coding region runs from base 1 to 1320 and encodes 439 amino acids. NCBI's taxonomy places the organism in Eukaryota, Metazoa, Chordata, Aves, Galliformes, Phasianidae. Gene Ontology annotation, molecular function: sequence-specific DNA binding; DNA-binding transcription factor activity.
AUGCUGGAGCUGCCGCAGCGCCCAGGCAUGGCUGAGGGCUGGCUGAGCCUGCGGGCGGCCGAGGGGCAGCAGGGCAGCAUGGGGGACUCGAGCAACUUGGACGACAGCCUGACCAGCCUGCAGUGGCUGCAGGAGUUCUCCAUCAUCAACGCCAGCGUGGGCAAAUCCUCCUCGUGCCCCAGCGGCCCCGAUCCUCACGAUUGCCACCACAUCCCCGGCUUCGCCGCUCCGUGCUCGCCCCUGGCUGCCGACCCGGCGUGUAUGGGGAUGCCCCACACCCCCGGCAAACCCACCUCCUCCUCCACCUCGAGGUCGGCACACCCGGGUUUGCACGCACAGCCACCCGAGGACAUCGACUACAAAACCAACCCGCACGUCAAGCCUCCCUACUCCUAUGCCACUCUUAUCUGCAUGGCGAUGGAAGCCAGCAAGAAGACCAAAAUCACCCUCUCUGCCAUCUACAAAUGGAUUACUGAUAACUUCUGCUACUUCCGACACGCCGACCCCACCUGGCAGAACUCCAUCCGACACAACCUUUCCUUGAACAAGUGCUUCAUCAAAGUGCCCCGUGAGAAGGACGAGCCGGGGAAAGGCGGCUUCUGGAAGAUCGACCCUCAGUACGCCGACCGGCUGAUGAACGGGGCUUUCAAGAAGCGGAGGAUGCCCCCGGUGCAGAUCCACCCAGCCUUCACCAACAGGGCCCAGCACCAAGCGUGCGGCGUCACCGGGCCGGCGCCUUCCAGCCGUGCCAACGGCAACGUCCUCAACGUCAACACGGAGUCCCAGCAGCUGCUGAAGGAGUUUGAAGAGGUCACCGGCGAGCAGAGCUGGGAUGGGAAGAGCGGCCGCAAGCGCAAGCAGCCCUUACCCAAACGCACAGCCAAGGCGGCCCGGCUGCUCAACACAGCCCUGCUCACCCAGGAGGAGCAGACCGAGCUGGGCUCCCUGAAGGGCAACUUCGACUGGGAGGUCGUCUUUGACACCAACCUCAAUGGAGAUUUUGCCACGUUUGAGGAGCUGGAGCUCACGCCGCCCAUCAGCCCCAUUGAGCGUGAGGUUGACCUGGCGGGCCAUGGAUAUCGCGACAAUCCGCAGGAGUGGUGCAUGGCCGGGUCCGAGCAGCCCCUCACCGAGCCCAACCCCAACAACCUGGACUUUGACGAGACCUUCAUGGCCACCUCCUUCCUGCAGCACCCCUGGGAUGAAGAUGGCAAUGAUUUCCUGUCCAGCUCUGUCAGCAUGGAGCAGCUCUUUGAGCUCGGUGACGCCUCGCUGCCUGCGGACGUCAAUGAGUGGAGCGCUGCGGGAGCCUUUCUAUAA